GCAACUUGUGUUCAUGACUUCACCAUUGUUGUUUAAGUGGAGUGAAUAAAUCAAGUGUCAAACAGCUUAGAACUUAGGAUUAUUCAGUCAAAUAUGCCUACACGAAUUCAGGUCAAGGUUGUUACAGAACAGAUACUUUAUUUGGAAGAACAUAUACAAGUUCUGGGACCUGUGGUUGAAAGUAUAAAAAAUAUUGUUACAAAAAGUAAGGCGUGGCUAGAAGAAAAAACUGACCAAUCAUCUGUCAGCUACAUCGAGCUAUCACAAGAACUGGACACAGCAGCCACGGCCUUGUUGGAUGUGACGUCACAUAUUUCAGAUGGAGACAACAUGGAUGUCAACAAACCAACGCCAUCUUUACCACAUCCUGACACACAGACAACAGCAACAUUUCUCACAGUAGAAUCAACAAAGCAACUCAAUACAAAAGUCCAACAUACAGCUGUUAAAGAACAUCCUGACCUAGAGCGUAAACUCGCCUAUAUUGAAACAACACUAUCUUCACUACAGGACAUACAACACAAGUCUACAGAUGACAUAUCAGAAAUAAAACAAUGGAGAGACAACUUUGUAACAGAACAGAGUGACGUGGGGAUAAACAUUGAUCAACUGACUAAAAAACAACAUCAGAAUUUUAAAAACCUCAGAAAACAAAUGAGUGAACAAGAUAACAAAGUAAAGGAGCUGAACAAAGAAAUUGAAAGUUUAAAAGAAAAAGAAUCCAAUUCAAACAAAACACUAGAUAUGAAAGAGUACGAAAACAACUUAAACAAAAUAAAUAAAGAUAUGCAAGAUUACACAGACAAAAUAGACAGUAUAACACAAGAAAUUAAAAGACAUUCGGAUCUGAUGGCUGCCCUACAAGAGGAGUGUAAUAAAAUCUUGUGUAAUGCAUCAACUCAAUUAGAAAAGCAAAAUGUAUUGUACAAGCUACUACAACAGAGAUUGAUGCCCAUUGACAGACUGAUUCAAAUCUUUAACCAGAACUUGGAAACUAGGGAAGAAAGAUUUACGAAGCUUGAAUCUAUUGAAGCUACUAUUUCAGUGUUGUCCAAAGAUUUGAAUCUAUUAGAGUCACGUGUAUGUAACAGAUAUGCUUGUUAUGUGACGCUUGAUGAUCCCACACCUGUCAGUGCUGAAUCAAUUAUUUCAAACUUUGAUGAAGUGCAUGAAUAUAACGGGAAACAUUUUAACCAAACAACAGGAAAAUUUGUAUCCCCACAUGAUGGUUUAUAUCUUGUCUGUGUCAGUCUACAUGAAUGGGAAGAGCAACUAAUUGGAGUUGGUGUAAUAGCUGGAGACAUGUGGUGUACGACUAUAGAAGUGAAAUGUGGUGACUCUAGCGCUGCUGGGUCAGUGGUUGUUGACAUGAAGAAAGGUCAAGAACUUUAUCUUAAAGUGUCUCGUGCAGAACAUGGCGCACAAUUAUCCUGCUACAGUAGUUUCACUAUCGUUAGUUUAUAGAAGUACAACAAAAAACAUGGUGGAUGGCAAAUUCUCAAAACAAUAAUAUAUGUAACCACCAUAUUAAACACACGUUAACAACUUAUUAUGUAUGUCGACUACAUGUUUAAAUAUACUAUAAUGGUUUAUAUAUUAUUUGUUUAGUCAUCAUUACACAGUUCCAUAUUCUCUGUAUGUGAGCGCUAGGUGUAUGAUUAAAAUCUUUUGUUUAAUUUUGAUACCUACAUUUUAUGUGUUAAAGAUAAGCAUAUUGUUCUUGUUGAAUAUGUAAUUAAAAUCUAGAACUUUGACACAAAAAAAGAACUAUUUAAAAAACGAAGGCUUGAAUAUGUUUACUAGA
Messenger RNA from Physella acuta, 1804 nucleotides. RefSeq lists its product as uncharacterized. Gene Ontology annotation, molecular function: protein binding. NCBI's taxonomy places the organism in Eukaryota, Metazoa, Mollusca, Gastropoda, Physidae. The record is from RefSeq and is a predicted model, not a curated record.